AUGUCCCAGCAUACUCGUCCGUCCUUCACACCCCUGCCAUGCACAUCAAACGACCCAUGGGAGCCACUCAAAUUCACUACGGGAAUCUUAGGAAUCUCUGAAUGGGUCCCGACUUCCCAGUUAACACUGUGCGCCCAUGCUCCUCAAAUACCACUCGACAAACGGCGUAACCCUUUCAUUUCGAUAUGUAUACACCAGUUCGAAGCGGCCAUCUCCCAGCUGGUACAUCAUCCAGAAUACAACUCUACUCUAAUCCUCCGAUCGGAGGUCAUCGAAGACUCGGCGGCAGUGGCAGCGGCGGAGUAUGAGCUACCCCAACUUCAGGGUUUCCGUCUCGUCAGGAACCUUCGGCGAAGGCUUCUGCCCCGUCGGCCAGGCCGCGACCCGCCAAUUGAACAGGACUGCACGUUUUAUGCCGCCUCCAACGGUGUUUCUUGCGGUGACGUUGCAGACUCCGAACAAGAACACGUAACCGAGGAUGACACUGAGGCUCUGGUGAAUUGCCUCGUUCUGACCCCAAAACUUGAACCUGGACGCUCUAUGCCGUAUUACCACCCUGCAGUCUUUCACAUUGCUUUUCGUUAUCUUACUUCUCCCCGAAGUGGAGGCGAUGGCGUGAUGUAUGAUAAUGACGACAAGUCAGAAGCGCGUUUGCGGAUUGAGGUUGUCUUGCGACCUGGUGCACCUGAUCCUAAAGACAUUAACUCGCGAUUAUAUCGCACGUGUUUAUCACUCCUUGAAACCAUUCAUCGGUAUGGCUGGGGAAUUUCCACGAAUUAUCAGAAGCAAGUUCAUCACGACUGUUUGGUCUCACGAGAAGAGUACCAGGACUUGUACCUUGUUCUACGCGAACGCCAUAAACAUCUUGUAGGACAAUGGCAUGAGAACACGGAUCCACUUAAACACGUUUUCGAGGACAUUGGUAUUGCCACUUUCCUUAUGCUAUUGUGGAAGCAAAACGUGCAUGAUGACUCUGCGUCAUCAUCAGAGUCCGUAACAACCAGUGGUGAGGUCCAGAACGAUAGACCAGAUAGCAUGCCUUGGCAUGAUUGGCCACGUCCCCGCAGUUUCCUCGACUUCGGUUGCGGGAACGGUCUCCUCGUGCGUAUCCUUCUCAGCGAAGGUUACGUUGGUGAAGGAAUAGACCUCCGCGCACGUAACUCAUGGCAGCAUUAUCCUCCACAAAUACAAGCGCAUCUACACGUUCACGCUCUAAACCCGCUCGAUCUAUCUCAAUCUCAAUCUUCAGGAACAACAGUGCCUUCUUUAAUUUCGAAUCGAUUCUUUACGCCAGGCACGUUUGUUAUUGCGAAUCAUGCUGAUGAGCUUUCACCGUGGACGCCUGUGUUGGCUACGUUGACGGACUCGAGCGGGUUUUUGUCUAUCCCUUGUUGUCCUUGGUCAUUUGACGCCCAGUUCCAUCGUUCACAACUUCGUUUAAAAGGAUCUCAGGGCUCUGAACGAGAAACGGCAUUUGCAUUCUCUCCUCCAGACGGCGAUGACCCUGACUCGUUCGUGGAGUCCCUCCGUCUAGGUGGUGUAGGCAACGAUGCAGGAAAAAGCAGGUAUGCAGCGUAUCGAAUAUGGCUGGCUUGCCUUGGUAUACAAUGCGGUUGGGCUGCAGAGACGGAGACGCUGCGGAUUCCGAGUACGCGCAAUUGGGCACUUGUUGGUCGAAAACGAUGUGGGAAUAGAGAGCGAUCCAUUGUGACUGCAUUAGCUAUCAUAGAGCAGGUCCAUGAACGUGGUUUGUUCAAGACGCGCAGACCAGAGGGCAAGGCAGGCGACCAUUAG
Molecule: messenger RNA, 1794 nt
Organism: Fomitiporia mediterranea MF3/22
Lineage: Eukaryota; Fungi; Basidiomycota; Agaricomycetes; Hymenochaetales; Hymenochaetaceae
Product: DUF1613-domain-containing protein
Exons: 5
Coding region: 1-1794 (597 amino acids)
Biological process (GO): tRNA methylation
Molecular function (GO): tRNA (uridine) methyltransferase activity
Source: RefSeq, a predicted model, not a curated record